This is a messenger RNA of Dipodomys spectabilis (banner-tailed kangaroo rat), 1891 nucleotides long. RefSeq names its product galactosidase alpha (gene Gla). The record is from RefSeq and is a predicted model, not a curated record. Gene Ontology annotation, cellular component: cytoplasm. Gene Ontology annotation, biological process: glycoside catabolic process; glycosylceramide catabolic process; oligosaccharide metabolic process. The coding region runs from base 46 to 1314 and encodes 422 amino acids. Gene Ontology annotation, molecular function: alpha-galactosidase activity. Lineage: Eukaryota; Metazoa; Chordata; Mammalia; Rodentia; Heteromyidae. The transcript is spliced from 7 exons.
ACUCAGGUUGCCCGCUGAAGUCUGUCCUGAAUACUCUUGGUGGCUAUGAAGUUCAGCAGCAGUCAGCGACUGGGUUCUGUUCUUGCCCUUUUCUUUUUCGCCCUAGUUUUCUGGGAUGUCCUUGGGGUCAGGGCACUGGACAAUGGAUUGGCGAGGACUCCUACCAUGGGCUGGCUGCACUGGGAGCGGUUCAUGUGCAACCUGGACUGCCAGGAAGAGCCUGAUUCCUGCAUCAGUGAACAGCUUUUUAUGCAGAUGGCAGAGCUCAUGGUCUCUGAUGGCUGGAAGGAUGCAGGUUAUGAGUACGUAUGUAUAGAUGACUGCUGGAUGGCUCCCCAAAGAGAUUCAAAAGGCCGACUUCAGGCAGACCCUCAGCGAUUUCCUGGAGGGAUUCAACGCCUAGCUAAUUAUGUCCACAGCAAAGGACUAAAGCUAGGGAUUUAUGCAGAUGUUGGAAAUAAAACCUGUGCAGGCUUCCCUGGGAGUUUUGGAUACUAUGACAUUGAUGCCAAGACCUUUGCUGACUGGGGAGUAGAUCUGCUAAAAUUUGAUGGCUGUCACUGUGACAGUAUAAACCUUUUGGCAAAAGGUUAUAAGCACAUGUCAUUGGCCCUGAACAAGACUGGCAGAAGCAUUGUAUACUCCUGUGAGUGGCCUCUUUAUAUGUGGCCCCUUCAUCAGCCCAAUUACAAAAAAAUCCGACAGUAUUGCAAUCACUGGAGAAAUUUUGCUGAUAUUUAUGAUUCCUGGGAAAGUAUAAAGCUCAUCUUGGACUGGACAGCUUCUAAUCAGGACAGAAUUGUUAAUAUUGCUGGACCAGGGGGUUGGAAUGAUCCAGACAUGUUAGUGAUUGGCAACUUUGGCCUUAGCUGGGAUCAACAAGUAACUCAGAUGGCUCUCUGGGCUAUCAUGGCAGCUCCUUUAUUCAUGUCUAAUGACCUCAGACAAAUCAGCCCUCAAGCGAAAGCUCUACUUCAAAAUAAGGAUGUGAUUGCUGUCAACCAAGACCCCUUGGGAAAGCAGGGGUAUCGCCUCAGAAAGGAAAAAGACAUUGAAGUGUGGGAACGACCUCUCUCAAACUUAGCCUGGGCUGUAGCUCUGAGAAACCUGAAGGAAAUUGGUGGACCUCUUUCUUACACAACAUCACUUGUUUCUCUGGGUAAAGGCGUGGCCUGCAAUCCUGGUUGCUUCAUUACACAGCUCCUCCCCAUGAAGAAGGAUUACGGCUUCUAUGGAUGGACUUCCAGUUUCAAAACACAAAUAAAUCCCACAGGCACUGUUUUGCUAAAGCUAGAAGCUAUUAGUGUAAAUUGAAAAGCUUAGUACUUUGAAAUCUAUUUUUUCCAGUGUCUAUUUCCUCCUGCCUGCUUCUUUGCAUUUCCACUAUAAAAGCUCUACUUCCUUGAAUAAAAUUUCCCUAAAUUAGAACUUAAAAAAAAACUUUCUAAAAGCCAAAGAACAGUUUGGGAGUAAAGCUAAAUAGACUAGGUAAGUCUGUGGUAUUUACCUUUUUAAGUAUCUUGGGCUUUUUUUAUAUCUUCCCUUGAUAUAUAUUCUUAGAUUUGUCUUUGGAUUUCCUGUAGUCAGCAUAUAUUGUCUCUGUAUAUUAUACAAAGUUUUAAGAAUCAUGUCAAGAGUAAUUUAUAUUUUUAUUUGAUUGUUGUAUCAGUUACUUAGAAUGAGAUUGCUAACAAGCAUAAUUGGGGAUUUUUUGAAUUUUUUGUUUAAUCAUAAUUGUUAAAUCACUGUGAUAUAUGUCUUAAUCUUUGGUGAUAUUAAGUGUUUAUUUCAUUUGCUUAGUUAAUAUACUAUUGUUUAGACUGACUGGAUAUGGAAUCAUGAAUAAAAGGACAUUUUCUUUCAUUAAAAAAAUAUGAGGGCUGGGAAGGUG